Messenger RNA from Symsagittifera roscoffensis, 1610 nucleotides. RefSeq lists its product as uncharacterized. The transcript has 4 exons. NCBI's taxonomy places the organism in Eukaryota, Metazoa, Xenacoelomorpha, Acoela, Convolutidae. The coding region runs from base 107 to 1381 and encodes 424 amino acids. Gene Ontology annotation, molecular function: G protein-coupled receptor activity. The record is from RefSeq and is a predicted model, not a curated record. Gene Ontology annotation, biological process: G protein-coupled receptor signaling pathway. Gene Ontology annotation, cellular component: membrane.
UCCCAUAAUUACACGCCGCUGAUAAUUUUUGGUAUAUUUAGAUAAUUUUCAUUCUAUUAGUUGUUUGCCGCCUGAAAAACAAAAUACACAAACUUUGGCGAUUUAAAUGGAUCUUUCACAGAUAGGAAAUAUAACCGAAUCCCCCUAUAAUAACUCUGGAACCAAUUAUAGUGUGGAAAACACAACCUUCUACAACGAUUAUGCCUAUUACAACUACGACUAUUUUGCAUACCCGGUGUUUCUUCGCGAGUCUCUAGCAGGGAUGUUCCGCAAGCGGAUGUAUCUCAAUCUUUCUAUGGUACUGCCUCAGCUUCUAACGGUGCUGAUAAAUGCCUAUGUGAUUGGAUGCUUCGCUGCACUUGAAGAACUGAGGCGAGGAGAGUACUUUCUGGUGUUCUACCAAUCCUUCUUUGACUUCCUCUGUAGCAUCAUUGGCCUCGCGUACAAUUCAAUUGUCCUCUUGUAUUUUCAAGACCAGUACUGUAUUCACAGGCGUUUUCUAUCUUGGAUGUAUGGCGUCGACUUUAAGGAUAUUUUCAUGAAAUGUGACAUGCUUUCGGAUUAUCAAUGGAUGAACUUCAGACGUGUUUAUUACGGAGACCUUCGCUGGCCCCUUGAGAUUCUGUCGGGCGUGAACUACUUCAGUAACUGUUACUGCCUGAUUGCACUGGCGUACGAGCGAUAUGUGUACACGGUCAAGUUUGCUGAUGCAAAAACAAUUCUGACAACCCGACGCAGAGUUGUGACCUACUCGGCAAUCGCUUUCUUGACAGUUUUGGUCCCUGCUCUGCUUUAUCUUGACGUUCGUUUGGCCGAAAAGAGAGAUGGGUUUUUCGGGAUCUGGGGAGACUGCGAUUCAUGUUUCCAUAGAGGUGGCAAUGAGAAUGGGACCAGGAUAGACUUCUUCAAAAUGUACGAGUUCACACUCAAACUUAUUACACCUAUUGUUUCUGGCAUUCUUUACUUUUUCGUGGUACGAGAGCUUCUGGCUGUAAAAAGAGUUGCCAACAAACGGCUAGAGGAGACAAAACGAAUGCUAGCUAAAGCUUUUGGUUUAAUGUCACUAGCAUUUGCUAUUUUUGUGUUUCCAACUUGUAUUGGUCAGCUUUUGCUAUUUCUCUUCGAGCUCAAAUAUCAAAUGUUGAGUAAUUCUAUUUUCAUGUCAUUAGAGGAAAUAAAGUUUGACAAAUACCGGAUGUCGAUUGAGGCUCUGAACUACUUUCAGAGCUUCUUCUUUUUCUUCAAUGCAGUUAUUCUGGUUUCAAUUGUCAAGCCUUUCAAAGCACCCCUGCAGAACAGGUGGAAAAAACUUCGCGAUUGGUUCCACAAAAAGUAUCCGAAGCAGAGCGAGGAGCCGAAUAACGCAUGUGGUCUCAAAUGAACAAGCUACAAUGUCAUUUCUUCUCCCGAAAGCAACUCUCCCGCAAAAAAAAACAAGCUUCACCCUUAAAUCGAACAAUUACAAGAAACUUUUCCGUUCAUAAAAACUUUUUGUGUGAGGGUCGUUGUUAAGAUCAUAACAAAAUAUUUAAAUUCCUUUCAUAUAAUAAGCGUCAACCUUCAUCUAGAACCAAUAUACUGUCUUUAAUCCGUUGUAAAUCUUGCAUGAA